Messenger RNA from Spirodela intermedia, 252 nucleotides. The record is from the annotation of a GenBank genome assembly. NCBI's taxonomy places the organism in Eukaryota, Viridiplantae, Streptophyta, Magnoliopsida, Alismatales, Araceae.
AUGGUGACAAACGGAGGAGCGCCGCCUCGAGGCAGCGCAGCGGCCGCUGCGAGCUUGCGCAGGCGGAGGACCGGUGGAGGCAGCAGCGCAGCUGGCGGUGGCGUGAACACCAUGCUCCAAUUCUACACCGACGAUGCCACCGGCCGCAAGAUGUCCCCCAACACCGUGCUCAUCAUGAGCAUCGGGUUCAUCGCCGUUGUCGCCCUCCUGCACGUCGUCGGCAAGCUUUACCUCGUUCCCCGCAGUCAGUAG